UGAUUUGUAAGCUAAAUUUAUUAUAUUCCUCUCCAUGGCACACAUUGCGUUGUAUUAAAAUUAUUGUGAUCCAUUCAAGUCUUACUUGUAAUUUCUAGGAUCAUAAAUUGGCUGUCUUGCUCUUGCAGUGGACUAUUAAUUAAUUCCUACGCCCAUAUUUGUUUCCUUGCAGAAAAUUUCAAUCCAUGGCUAAAGUUUACCCUAAAACACCCAUUGUUUCUCCUUUCAUGACUGCAGAAAGAGAGUCAUUCACGAUAUGGAUGAAGUCUCUUUUAUGCCAUUCAAAGGGUUGCACAGUUUUUGAUUCCAAUGGCCAGAUUGUCUAUCGCGUUGAUAACUAUGACAGGAAGUCCAGAGACGAAGUUUAUCUCAUGGAUCUUCGUGGCAAAGUUCUCUUCACUAUAAAAAGAAAGAAAUUUCUGGUUUUUGAACGGUGGGAAGGCUAUAAAUGGAGCAGCAGCUGUAGCAUAAAGAAGGAAAAGCCAUGGUUUAGAGUGAAAAAGCACUGCAAAUACUUUUUUAUGGGAGAUUUAGCUUGUGAAGUUAGAGCUGGACAUGAUAAACAUUGGAUUGUGAGAUCGUCAGGCCGGAAAGCAGAAUUUAAGAUAGUGAAUAACGACGGAAAGAUGAUUGCAGAGGCAAAUCGAAAGCAGUCGUCUUCUGGAAUCUUGCUAGGAGAAGACGUAUUGACUUUGAGCGUGGAACCCUAUGUCGAUCGUUCCUUUAUCAUAGCUCUCGUCAUCGUCUAUGGAUUGAUCAAUCGAAAAAUGUAAAUGAUAAAUCUUCUCAUCAAGCACAAUUUUGCAGAGCA
Messenger RNA from Mangifera indica (mango), 811 nucleotides. RefSeq names its product protein LURP-one-related 11-like. The transcript is spliced from 3 exons. The coding region runs from base 186 to 773 and encodes 195 amino acids. The record is from RefSeq and is a predicted model, not a curated record. NCBI's taxonomy places the organism in Eukaryota, Viridiplantae, Streptophyta, Magnoliopsida, Sapindales, Anacardiaceae.